CUCCUGGAAACUCUGGGAUGGCAAUCCUUGUCUUCUGGCUGUACCGUCUUCUUCUCCACCUGCAGCUGACUCCACUGCUGGGACUCACAAGAGUGGUCGGGCGGAAUGCGGAGCUACAGGUGAUCCAGCCUGACAGGUUAGUGUCAGUGGCCGCAGGAGAGACGGCCACUCUGCGCUGCUCUGUGACCUCCCUGCUUCCUGUGGGCCCUGUCAAGUGGUUCCGGGAGAAACUGGGUGUCCGGGAUGAGAUCUACAACUUUGGAAGCAAAGGCCACAACCCCCGAGUGACCAAUGUUUCGGAUUACACCAAGAGAGACAACAUGGACUUUUCCAUCCGCAUCCGUGACAUCAGCCCGGCUGACACGGGCACCUUUUACUGUGGGAAGUUCCGGAAGGGGAAUGUGGAAGAUGUGAUGUUCAAGUCUGGACCAGGCACCCAGGUCACUGUGAGUGUACCAUAA
Sorex fumeus (smoky shrew) is the source of this 461-nucleotide messenger RNA. RefSeq names its product signal-regulatory protein gamma-like. NCBI's taxonomy places the organism in Eukaryota, Metazoa, Chordata, Mammalia, Eulipotyphla, Soricidae. Bases 18 to 461 code for a protein of 147 amino acids. Gene Ontology annotation, cellular component: plasma membrane. The transcript is spliced from 3 exons. Gene Ontology annotation, biological process: positive regulation of T cell activation; positive regulation of phagocytosis. The record is from RefSeq and is a predicted model, not a curated record.